AAUCUCUUGAAAAACCUAAAUAAUUAGGGAAAUUACAAUGCGGAUAGCUUUAUGCGGGGAGAAUCCGGGAUUGGUAUAAACAUGAAGAGAAAACUGAAUCCAGGGAGGAAUAGGAGCCUUAUGGAAUUGAUAUCUCGGGAAACCGAGGAAGAUAUGCGUUUGGUCAUGGCCUUCGGAUGCCGGUUCCGCUUUCGAUCGGCAUUCGAUUCAUACUCUAUAGCUUGUGAGUCAUUCUCUGAAGAGCAACAGCAGAUUCUCUCCUCAUCCUCUUCUUCGCAUCUGAUCGGGAUCAAUUUUGAUCUCUAAUAGCGUUUUCUGGCCCCUUUUCCGUUUCUUUUGGAGGUUUUUCUUUCUUUUUUUCCUUUUUGAGGAUUUUCUUUUGGCCUUUGUUGGAAUUGUCGAUCGAGUUGCGGCUUAGGUUUGUUCUUUGUACAUAAAAAAAACAAUGGAGGUGGCUGAUGACGGUGAUUUCACUGAGAAAGAUCCCUCGGGUCGGUAUGUUCGGUAUGAUGAGAUCUUGGGGAGGGGAGCAUUCAAGACUGUUUACAAGGGAUUUGAUGAAGUUGAUGGAAUAGAGGUUGCAUGGAACCAAAUCAAUAUUGAAGAUGUGUUGCAGAAGCCUGAGCAGCUGGAAAGAUUAUAUUCAGAGGUUCAUCUUUUGAAGUCAUUGAAGCACGAAAACAUUAUCAAGUUCUACGAUUCAUGGGUGGAUGAUAAGAACAAGACCAUCAACAUGAUAACAGAGUUGUUUACUUCGGGAAGUUUGAGGCAGUACCGAAAGAAGCAUAAGAAUGUUGAGGUGAAGGCUAUCAAGAGCUGGGUGCGGCAGAUCCUUAGAGGUUUACACUAUCUGCAUAAUCACAAUCCUCCGAUCAUUCAUAGGGAUUUGAAAUGUGAUAAUAUUUUUGUUAAUGGAAAUAAUGGAGAAGUGAAGAUCGGAGAUCUUGGAUUGGCAACUGUCAUGCAGCAACCCACUGCCCGAAGUGUAAUUGGAACUCCUGAAUUCAUGGCUCCCGAGCUUUAUGACGAGGAAUAUAAUGAACUUGUCGACAUAUAUUCUUUUGGUAUGUGCAUGUUGGAGAUGGUUACUUGUGAAUAUCCAUAUAAUGAAUGCAAAAAUCCAGCACAGAUAUACAAGAAAGUUACCUCUGGUAUUAAACCUGCUUCCCUUGGUAAAGUGAAUGAUCCACAAAUUAAGCAGUUUAUUGAGAAGUGUCUUCUUCCAGCAUCUAUGAGACUGCCAGCUGUGGAACUCUUGAAAGAUCCAUUCCUUUUGGCUGAAAUUCCCAAGGUAGCUGCCAGUGGUCCACUAGUAAACUUGAUCCAGGCUAAGCCUCAUCUCAUGGAAAUAGAUCCCAACUGCAAAACGCUUCUGGUCAAUUCAUCUACAAGAAACAUCAAGGAAGCUCCUGGGUUCUCAUCUCUUGAGCUACAGUGUUUCACUGAGAAGAAUGAAUUUAGCCUAAAAGGGGAGAAGAAUGAUGAUAAUACAGUUUCAUUGACCUUGCGCAUUUCUGAUCAAUGUGGUCGAGCAAGAAAUAUCCAUUUUUCAUUUUAUCUGGAUUGUGAUACUGCUAUUGCGAUCGCUGAGGAGAUGGUUGAACAACUUGAUUUGUCAAAUGAAGAUGUAGCUGUCAUUGCAGAGUUGAUUGAUAGCAUGAUCAUGAAGCUUGCACCCUACUGGAAACCUUCAUUUGGAAGCAUUUCAUACCGGUCGGCUAUCUUGAAAUGUCAAGACCCCGAAGAUUCUAUUGGUUCAGACAUAUCAACUGAAUUUGAAGGAAUGUUGGCCUCAGACGGGAGUGACAACAAACCAAUAGGGUGUUCUGAUCACGGAAAUGUUGAGUGCCGAAAUGGUCUGAACACAUAUGAUUUUGGUUUAGAUAUUGACCAUCUUGGGAAUAAAGAGACCAGUGAUGAGAAAAACCUUGGGGAAUAUAUUGGGAUAAAAUACUCCACAAAGAACUCCGAGACAUCCUUAAUGGAUUCUUGUUCUUUUGCAUCUCGAGAUAUGAGCUCAUCAAGCAUCGACCGUCUAUCGUUUGCAGACAAGGAUAAGUUGAAGGAGCUGAAGUCGGAGCUUGAUGCGAUAGAUUCACAAUAUCAGCAGUGUUUCCAAGAGCUCGUAAGGAUGAGAGAAGAAGCCAUGGAAAACGCCAGGAAGAGGUGGAUAACAAAGAAAGUUUCUGUGAUGUGAUGUACAAUAUAUUUUACCUGCUAACUAUCGAGCUUUUCUCCUCUUCCUUUAGUUCAUGAUAGUACCCUUUUUUUUAGCUGUGAUUUGCAACGGAAGAAAUCAUUUACUUGACAAAACUUUCAUUAUUUCGGCA
Molecule: messenger RNA, 2330 nt
Organism: Hibiscus syriacus
Lineage: Eukaryota; Viridiplantae; Streptophyta; Magnoliopsida; Malvales; Malvaceae
Product: serine/threonine-protein kinase WNK8-like
Exons: 7
Coding region: 446-2197 (583 amino acids)
Biological process (GO): intracellular signal transduction; protein phosphorylation
Cellular component (GO): cytoplasm
Molecular function (GO): protein serine/threonine kinase activity; ATP binding
Source: RefSeq, a predicted model, not a curated record